AUGGCUACCCCCAGUGUCCUUACUUUUGAUGCUGAGGGCCGUGCCGUUGACUUUGAGGUCUGGGUCGAUGACCUCCAGCUGUUUCUACAGUGCGAUAGGGCAGACGGACUCUCUUUGUUCGAUCUCACCUCUUGUGCCUCUCCUGCCCCGCCUGCUACUGCUGACAGCACUGUUCGCUCACAGUGGGCCACACGCGAUGCUGCUGCUCGCCUUGCUGUGUGUCGCCACUUAUCAACCACUGAGCGUGCACACUUUAGCCAGUACAAGAGUGCUCAGACCUUGGGUGUUCCCCCUCCCCCCUCUUGCCCUCUGUUGCCUCUGCUGCUACGGCCGACCUCGUUGGUUUCGAGUCGUACGGCGCUGCGUCUGCCCCGUUCGGGAGGCGUCGCACCGACAAGGGCAAGGGGGGAAAGGGCGCUGGAGGGGCUGGCGGGGGCGGUGGAGGUGGUGGUGGAGGCAGUGGAGGGGGUGGGGGUAGUGGUGGGAGUGGUGGCGGGGGUGGAGGUGUCGGUGGCAGCACUGGAGGCGGAGGAGGCGGCGGCAGAGGCAGAGGGAGCAGAGGCGGCGGAGGUGGUGGAGGCGGCGGAGGCGGCGGAGGUGGCGGAGGCGGCGGCGGCAGCAGUGGACCCAGUCGCAGCUCUGCGCAGAGGAGUGGCUCCGGUGGUGGUACGCGCCAGCAGCAGCAGCGCAGUCGUGAGACCCUGUCCCCUCAGCAGCUUCGUGAGUGGUAACGCUGCGCGUCAACGCGGUGGGGGUACGGGUCCCUGCACCUACGUUCUCCGCACCGGCGACCGCGUUGGUGAGCAGUGCGGGGGCCCGCACCCCACACAGCGUUGCUUCGGCCGCCUGACGGACGCGUGGCGUCACCAGUUCCCUAAUGCAUCUGAGAUCCCCCGCUGGGGAGAGCUGUCUAGGGCGGGGUUUGCUAUAUUUGCUGCGAUGUAUGCUGUUGCUGAUAGUGUUGAGGUUGACUACUACCUGUGUGUUCCGCCUGACCCGGGCAUUGAGCCUGCUGCUCUAGGUGCUGACCGCACCACACUUACGCCGCUUAGUCGGCCGGUUGCGGUCUCCCUGGCGGACCCCUCUGGGGGUCCUGUCCUUGCUCGCUUCUCCACUGUCUUACCAUGUCCGGCAGCCCCCUCUGGCACCCUUUCAGGUCUCUACCUCCCCUCGUUCUCUACGAACUUGGUGAGCAGGAGCUGA
Messenger RNA from Closterium sp. NIES-65, 1203 nucleotides. The record is from the annotation of a GenBank genome assembly. Lineage: Eukaryota; Viridiplantae; Streptophyta; Zygnematophyceae; Desmidiales; Closteriaceae.